AUGUACGUUGCAUCGUUGUUGCCGGGCUGUUCGAAGGACGCAUCGGAAUCUGCAAAGUCCCUCCACUUCAACGGGCAAAGUCUUCGCUCCAAUGGAACACAUGACUUCAAGCGAACAGUCCUCCUCGUGUCUAUUGACGGCUUGAGAGCGGAUUAUCUGGAGAGGGAUUUGACACCCCAUCUGCUGGACAUCAGCAAGCAGGGCCUUCGUGCGAAGUCUAUGAAGCCUAUUUUUCCUACCUUGACGUUCCCCAAUCACUGGGCUUUGAUGACAGGUCUUUAUGCCGAAUCUCACGGUAUCGUCGCGAAUAACUUCUGGGACAAAACCACAGAUUCAGAGUUCCAUUACAACCAGAUUGCGUCCUGUUGGAAGCCACAUUGGUGGUUUGGCGAGCCGAUGUGGGAGACAGCUGGUAAGGCUGGAGUGAUCAAUGCCAAUCUCAUGUGGCCCGGACCUCCGAAGACGAUGACCGGAGCGACGCCGUCAUACUUUUUACCCUGGAGGGACAAGGUUCCUUUGAGCGAAAAGCUACAUCAAAUACUGAGCUGGAUUGACCUUCCCCUCGAGGAACGACCACAGCUGAUCAUGGCGUAUGAGCCUUCUUUGGAUCAGGCAGGACAUGCUACAGGGCCAUACUCUGCCCUCGUCAACGAUACGCUUCGUUACGUUGACACAUUCGCGAAAGACCUACAUACUGGCCUUGUCGAUCGAAACCUAACGAACAUCGUUGAUAUCGUUUUCGUCAGCGACCACGGUAUGACCGACACAAGCCAACCUGAGUUCAUAUACAUGGACGAUAUCCUUGGCGAACAGGGUUGGGCUUCGAUUGAACAUGAAGAUGGAUGGCCUUCUAUGGGUCUUCAUUUCAACUCCUCUCGCAAUGCGGCUUAUUAUCUAGAAGUGCUUCGUGCAGCUGCGGCCAGCAACAAGGACAAAUUCGAAGUGUUCACGCCAGAGACUAUGCCUGGGAGGUACCACUUCGCACACAGCCCACGCAUCGCGCCUGUGUAUGUUGUUCCGAAAAUCGGCUAUGUCCUCACGACUCGCAAAGAGGGUGACGUUGGUUUGACCAAGGGUAAUCACGGAUAUGACAACAACGACCCGUCCAUGCACGCCAUGUUCGUCGCACACGGUCCCUUUUCCUCUGUCGCCAAAGCAGUCCACCAGACCCGCUCGCGCGGCCUCCUAUCACGUGCACUCUCUCGCCCCAACAAAGGAUGGCACUCGACGUCGGACGAUACCUAUGUAAUGAACACGUUUCAGAACGUCGAGAUCUACAACCUGGUCAUGAAGUUGCUCGGAAUCGAGCAGGUGGCAAGCACUAACGGCACCCAGGGGUUCUGGGACAAGUAUUUCUAG
Heterobasidion irregulare TC 32-1 is the source of this 1359-nucleotide messenger RNA. RefSeq lists its product as uncharacterized. Gene Ontology annotation, biological process: nucleoside triphosphate metabolic process. Lineage: Eukaryota; Fungi; Basidiomycota; Agaricomycetes; Russulales; Bondarzewiaceae. Gene Ontology annotation, molecular function: ribonucleoside triphosphate phosphatase activity; nucleoside triphosphate diphosphatase activity. The record is from RefSeq and is a predicted model, not a curated record. The transcript is spliced from 13 exons. Bases 1 to 1359 code for a protein of 452 amino acids.